AGAAAUAGUUCUAGCUGCAUAUGCAUAGUAGUAUGGUGAUUAAGUUGUUUAUGGUAAAUAAACUUUUGUAAAUCAUUAAUUACUCAAGUGCUUUCAAAUUUAUAUAUAUAUUUGAAGUCUUGUUUGAUAAUGAAAUGAUCACACUGUUCAUUUAAUAAUUUUUGAUAAAACAAAUAAUUCCUUUUUAUAUAGGCUUGCAAAGUUUUGAUGUUAGUCAUUUUCUAAUGAUCCUAAUUUUUUAAUUAUCUUAAUGAUAUGAAAGAAUUUAGUUGUAUAUUGCAGCAAAUAUUUAUCAUCAUUUCUCAACUGACAGGCCAAGCAUUUACAAAAUUUAGAAAAAAGAUAUUUUCUAAAAAUAGAAAUAAAAGUUUUUGUAAUAAAUACUUUGAUAUCUUAUUAAUGCUUAUAUAAGCUAUUUGUCACUUUUAAGAAUAUGUUCCAGAUAUGGAUUCGUGUUCCAAUGCGAGCUCCCUGUGAUGACUGCAAGAUUUAUGUAAAUGAACCACGUAUAAAUUGUGAAGGGGAUUCUAAUAUAGAUUUAGAUGUACCUGAAGAAGAUACUUGGCAUUGGUGGAAUAUUUUUCGUAGUGUUUGCAAUACUGAGAAAAAGUUAGGCUUAGCUCUAGAACUUAGUGCUGAUUUGCCUUCCCAAUCAGAACUUGAGAGAUGGCUUGGAGAACCAUUACGUUGCAUCAUUGUACCUACUUCAAUAUUUUUAACUAAUAAGAAAGGUUAUCCAGUUUUAUCACGUGCUCAUCAAGGAUUCAUUCAGAGGGCUUAUAAGUUAGAUGUACAAGUAAUGAUUAAAGGAGUAAAUAUGCAUGGAAGUAUUAAACAUUAUCAACAGUAUAUGGAGCAUUUAUGGUUGACUCAACCUCCAGAUGAUACACUAACUCAAUUUGCACGAGGAUACGAGGAUUACUUACAAGUGCCAUUACAGCCUUUAAUGGACAAUUUGGAAUCUUGUACAUAUGAAAUAUUUGAAAGAGAUCCAGUUAAAUAUACUGAAUAUCAAAAGGCCAUGUACCAAGCUAUUGUUGAUAGAGUAUGUGAUGAAGAUAAAGAACACAAAACAAUUAUUUUAAUGGUUGUUGGUGCUGGCAGAGGUCCACUGGUUCGGGCUGCUUUAACUGCUGCUCGAAAAGCUGAAAGAAAGAUAAAAGUAUAUGCUGUUGAAAAAAAUCCUAAUGCAGUUGUAACUUUGCAAGCACAACAGGAUGAAAUGUGGGGAGAUAGUGUAAUUGUUGUGAAUAGUGAUAUGAGGCUUUGGAAUGCUCCAGAAAAAGCAGAUAUUUUAGUGUCAGAAUUACUUGGAUCAUUUGGUGAUAACGAAUUGUCCCCAGAAUGUUUAGAUGGAGCACAAAAGUUUCUUAAAGACGAUGGAAUUAGCAUUCCUGCAAGCUAUACUUCUUACAUAGCACCUAUACAUUCCCCUAAAUUAUAUAGUGAAGUUGCUCAAAUGAAAGAUAGAGAUAAACAUCCACUCGCUCCAUUUGAAAUGCCUUAUGUUGUUCGACUGCACAAUAGGACUGAAUUAGAUGAACCCCAACCAUUAUUUACAUUUUAUCAUCCAAAUAAAGAUAAAGUGAUUGAUAAUACAAGAUAUAAAGUAUUAACAUUUGAUAUAAAAUAUAAUUGCACUAUACAUGGCUUUGCUGGUUAUUUUGAAACAGUUUUAUAUAAGGAUAUUGUUUUGAGCAUUGUUCCACAUAAUCAUUCUUCUGGAAUGUUCAGUUGGUUUCCAAUUUUCUUUCCACUUAAAGAACCACUUUAUAUAUUGGGUAAUAAUCAAUUAGAAGUACAUUUUUGGCGAUGUGCUAGUCGAAACAAUGUUUGGUACGAAUGGUGUGUUGCAAAGCCUUAUGUUUGUCCAAUACAUAAUCCAAAUGGGAGAUCUUAUACAAUAGGAUUGUGAUAUUGUAUUUUAAAAAAACAUAUUUAAGAACCAAAAAUAAUCAGGAAGAGACUCUGGAACUAGAAGAAUGAAAAUUUUAAAUAAAUAGAAAAAUGUAUAAAUCUUGACAAUUUUAUUUGCAUAUACUAUUGUUUGAUAGUAUUUUGUUGUACUUCUUGUUCUGGAAUCUCUAUAUUUCUGUGAUUAUGACUUUUAUUGACUGUAUUAAAUAGAAUAAAUAUAUUCUUUAAAAACUGCUUUCUACUGAAUUGAAAAGACAACUGUUAGUAUAAUUCUUCUGUACUAAACAGUAAAUAAAGUAAAUAUUUUAAGAUCUGA
Molecule: messenger RNA, 2233 nt
Organism: Centruroides sculpturatus (bark scorpion)
Lineage: Eukaryota; Metazoa; Arthropoda; Arachnida; Scorpiones; Buthidae
Gene: csul
Product: protein arginine N-methyltransferase 5-like
Exons: 13
Coding region: 434-1915 (493 amino acids)
Biological process (GO): peptidyl-arginine N-methylation; regulation of DNA-templated transcription
Cellular component (GO): cytosol; nucleus
Source: RefSeq, a predicted model, not a curated record